AUGGCGGAGGAGGCGAUGGAGAGCUACCUGUACGCCACCUACCACCCCUACUCCUACCGCUACCCGCCGCCCAAGGGCAAGGGGGGGGCAGCGGGCGGCUGGCGGCCGCGGGGCAGCGGCUACUUCUCGGGCUACGGGGAGGCGGCGGCUGCCGCCGAGUACUUCGACAACUACCAGCGGGCGCAGCUGAAGGCCAUCCUCUCCCAGGUCAACCCCAACCUGACGCCGCGGCUCCGCAAGGCCAACACCAAGGAGGUGGGCGUCCAGGUCAACCCGCGGCAGGACGCCUCGGUGCAAUGCUCCCUCGGGCCCCGCACGCUGCUGCGCCGCCGCCCCGGCACCCCCGCCGGGCCGCGGCCCCGUGAGGCGGAGCAGGAGCGGGAGCAGGAGCAGGGCAGCCCCGCCACCACCAGCACCCGCGCCGUGCGCUUCCCCCGCACUAUCGCCGUCUACUCGCCCAUGGCGUCCCGCAGACUCACCGCCUUCCUGGAGGAGCCGGAGCCGGAGCAGCGGCCGCAACAGCAGCAGCAGCGGGAGGAGGAGGCGGCGGCGGCCGUCGAGGAGGAGCCGGCCGCGUUGCGGGAGCAGCGGGAGGCGGAGGCGGCCGCCGUGCGAGCGAGUUGGGAGAAGCCCCCCGAGAGCGGCGCCGAGCCGCUGGAGCAGCGCCCGGCCGAGCCACUGGGGCAGCGUCCGCCCGCCACCCCGGAGCCGCCGGCGGCGGGGCCGGAGGAGAGCCGGGAGGAGGAGGCGGCGGCGGCGGCAGCAGCAGCGCAGGCAGAGCCGCCGGCUGCCCCUCAGAAGCGAGAGCCGCCGGCGGGCAAGACCCGCCUGCGCUUCCAGUUCCUGGAGCAGAAGUACGGCUACUACCAUUGCAAGGACUGCAACAUCCGCUGGGAAAGCGCCUACGUCUGGUGCGUCCAGGGCACCAACAAGGUGUAUUUCCGGCAGUUCUGCCGGACCUGCCAGAAGUCCUACAACCCGUACCGCGUGGAGGACAUCACAUGCCAGAGCUGCAAGCAGACGAGGUGCACCUGCCCCGUGAAGAUGCGCCACGUGGAUCCCAAGAGGCCCCACCGCCAGGACCUCUGUGGGAGAUGCAAAGGGAAACGGCUCUCCUGCGAUAGCACGUUCAGUUUCAAAUACAUCAUCUGAGUGGGAUGGGGUUUUUUUGUUUUUGUUUAGGGCUCUUCUAGAAAACUGCAAGUAGAGCAGAUUUUUUUUUGUUGUUGUUAUUGUUUGAAGGUACUUAGGGAGGUGUAGCUAGGAAAGCGUGCAAAUAAAAGUAUUGCAAAGCACACUCAAAUGGUAAGGUGGGUUUGUGCCUGGCUCAGAGGGCACAUACUGCAACUUCUGUAACUUGCAUAUGGGAAGAGCCUACAAGUAAUGUUUUGUAAGUCAGCAAUGGUCUUGGCAGCAACUGACUGAGGACCUUGUAGAAUCUCAGGUGGGAAAAAGUGUUUGUUACUAUCGCUACCUUUGAACUAACCACACACCUAAGGUCAACAUCAAAUUGACAUCUACAGCAGGUAGUAGAGCAUCAUUCUGUGCAUACUUCUAUUCCAUGUAGAAAGUCUUCUGCACUUUUUCAUCACUAGAAAAUGAUUGAGAAAAGCUACAUUUAUCUAAGCUGGUGCUCUUACCUUGUAGAUUAAAGCCAAAGAGAGCCUGGGGUUAAUGCAUCUUCAGGGAUGGUUCUCUCAAACUGCUGGGGAAGGGAGUCACUGAUGUUACAGUCCCUUGGUAAAGGAGUUGCUUAUCUUUGCUUCCACAAGGUUAUCAAGAGAAAUUACACUUCAAAUGCUCAAAGUAUGACACUGCAUCUGCCUGACUUCCUCGUGUACCUGCAGGUGAUGCACAAAGAGCUGUGCACUUAGUGGCUUACACAGGGGAGUUUCAUCUAGUUACGGUUUAGCUGUUGGGGAGGGAUCAAACUCCCACACCCUCCUGGAACUAAGUUUGCAACUAGGGAUUGUACUUCUAAGUAAGUGCUUGGUAGUAAUGGCAGAACUGGCAUGGUUACUCCCAGAUGAUGCUCUCCAAGGCCUGUUGGUGCUGUCGGUGGUAAUGGCCUCUGUAGGAAUACAGCACUUCAGCCAAGUGUUACAAGCUGGUUCUGGGACUACAGCAUCACCAUCUGAGCAGAUUCACAAGCUAGUAAAACCUACACACCACUAGUCUACCUUGUAACUGAGGAAUUGGGUAAACUUAGAGGAAAACAUUCUCUUGCAACAAUGCUAAUAAAGCUGUUAAUUUCAAAAUUGAGCAUAAUAAUGCACAAAACCUUUUGCAGAACUCUUGAGGUAACUUCUGUUUGGAAAGACUGAUCUAUCAUGACUAAAACUUACCUACACCUGUACCCAGCUUACCUGAGACCACUCAACUAAAGGGGGAACCAGUCUGAGUCAAUCCUGUUUAACAGCUUCAGUGCCAGGUGGUCUUAUAUUUCUAAAUGGAAGUCAGUGUAUGGCAGGGUAGGCAAACGUUGUCCUUUGUAUCAACAAAGGACCAUUUAGAGGGGCAGUGAGCGUUAAUUCUGUAGGCUUAACUCAUCUUGCUGUAGAAUCCUGCUUUAUUUUAAUGUGGCCCUUGAACUUGCUGCAGUAACUAAGGCUUAAUGUCUCAACACCAAUUUAUUGCCAAGUAAUUUUAUUUAUUCUUGCUCCAUUCAUUAUUAUAGCAGCAUGAGGCAUUCUGGGAACAAGUAAACCUGCCACCCCCAGAAAGGGGUACUGUUUCAUUUCAUGCUUCUGUCUUAAACAUUUUUUCCCCUGAUCACAGGAGAAUAUCCCUUGCUUUACCAUCUCCCUCAAAGGCUUUCAUAGUAAGUUCCUUCCUUGCCUUGUUCAACUUGAAAAGUACAACUGUAGCUGGGCAGUUUUCUGUUGUAUUCACCUGUAGUUACAGUAAUGAACAGUGGCAAAUCCCCAGCCCAAGGCCCUUGGUGCAGCUGUCUGCCUCAGCUUGCAGUUGUAACCGUGAUGGGGGAUGUCCCUUCUUUUUAU
Messenger RNA from Grus americana (Whooping crane), 3002 nucleotides. It is a transcript of the gene ZAR1, whose product is annotated as zygote arrest 1. Bases 1 to 1152 code for a protein of 383 amino acids. The record is from RefSeq and is a predicted model, not a curated record. Gene Ontology annotation, biological process: translation. Gene Ontology annotation, molecular function: mRNA base-pairing post-transcriptional repressor activity. Gene Ontology annotation, cellular component: cytoplasm. The transcript is spliced from 4 exons. NCBI's taxonomy places the organism in Eukaryota, Metazoa, Chordata, Aves, Gruiformes, Gruidae.